Molecule: messenger RNA, 1549 nt
Organism: Rhincodon typus (whale shark)
Lineage: Eukaryota; Metazoa; Chordata; Chondrichthyes; Orectolobiformes; Rhincodontidae
Product: EF-hand calcium-binding domain-containing protein 6-like
Exons: 11
Coding region: 131-1516 (461 amino acids)
Molecular function (GO): calcium ion binding
Source: RefSeq, a predicted model, not a curated record
CUCUGGAAAGGUAUCCAGGGACAACUUCCUACGUGUCUUGAAAAAAUACAACCUUCGGCUGCAGGAAGACCAGCUAAGUACUUUCCUUGUGCGUUGUGGACUUCAAGAAGAUGCAGCAACUAUAAAUUAUAUGGAGUUUCUUCACAAUUUUCAAGAUAGAAGUGGAAACGGACUACCUCACCGUAUUAUAACUGAUGAAAAUCACAGAUUUAACAAACUCAGAAGCUUUGGUUCUCAAUCCUCAGUAACUGCUAUGGAGGCAAAGCUAAUGGAACUGUUACACAAUGAGUUCCUUUCCGUUUUAGGAAGUUUUCAUAAAAUUGACAAGCAGAAACGAGAUGUAAUCAGCCAACAAGCCUUCUGGACAUUUUUAAAAAACAGAUUUGGCAUUGACAUGUCAGAUGAAGAAGUAAGUUAUCUGAAGAACCGAAUACCACUUGAUGCCCAAGGCAAUGUAAAAUAUCUUGAGUUCAUGUCCAUAUUUGACAGCUGUAAAGGUGCGAAGAGUCUUUUGUGUGACAAAUCUAUGAUGACAAACUUCAGCAAUGAAAAUUCAACAAACCAAGAGUAUGGUUCAGGAAGAACAACAGAUCAGAUCUCAAAUAUUAUACAGGAUCUUGUGAAGAAACAAUACCAAAUGGUGGAACAAAACUUUAAUAAACUUGAUAAGAUGAACACCAGACGAUUUUCUCCUGAGUCAAUGUAUCAGCUUUUGAAGCAAUUUGAUAUUCACCCGCCAAUCACAAGAGAUGAUGUCCAAAAACUGUGGAGCACUUUAAUUACCAGUCAAGAUAACACUUUGAAUUUCCACGAAUUUGUUCGACACUUUGGAUUUUCACCUAAAUCAGCUUGUUACCCAAAUGCCAAAACAUAUCCACCCGUUAAAGGUGACUGUGACUUCCUGGUACGAUCUAGGAAGUUAAACUGUGACACAGAAAUCAUUAAGGACAAUCUGCAAGCUAAGGUUAAGCUCAUGCUAGAUGACCUCUGGACAAAUUUUCGUGAGUUGGAUCAAUCUAACACGGGCUUUGUUAGCAAAGAGGAAUUCAAAGACGUUCUUAUGGAUGUAUGUGAGGAGCUGAAUGAUCAGACCUGUGAGAUUAUCGCCAAUAGGUUUACCCAUGAGAAGAACCGGAUUUCAUAUCUCGAGUUCCUUCAGCCAUUUGAAGAUCGAAGGAGAGCAGUCAGGUUUAAGAAUUUGAAAACUCCAAACCAAAAACAUCAACCAGAGAUCACGAUAUACACAGAAACCAUGCAUAAAGGUCUGAACAUGAUCACAGAGAAACUGAGAAGAAAGUUAGCUGGUAACUGGAAAAUAUUGGAAAAGGUGUGUAGAAAAUUGGAUUUUACCAGCACUGGAUUUCUCACACUGCCUGAAUUUCGAUCUGUUCUUCGACUCUGCAACAUAGUUUUGGAUGAAGAUGAAAUUUAUCACAUGAUGUCAAAAUAUGAUGAAAACAUGGAAGGCAAAAUUAAGUAUUCAAACAUUAUCAACAAAAUCUUCAAAGCCCCAUGAAUAUCAUUUGUUUUACCUGCUUUCUGCAAAACU